Messenger RNA from Topomyia yanbarensis, 2104 nucleotides. RefSeq names its product mpv17-like protein 2. Lineage: Eukaryota; Metazoa; Arthropoda; Insecta; Diptera; Culicidae. The record is from RefSeq and is a predicted model, not a curated record. The transcript is spliced from 2 exons. The coding region runs from base 100 to 732 and encodes 210 amino acids. Gene Ontology annotation, cellular component: membrane; cytoplasm. Gene Ontology annotation, biological process: mitochondrial ribosome assembly.
UGCCCGCUAACUUUUUCCCGCGCGUUUGACCGAAGUACGAAUCAAACGUCAAAAUAACAAAAACAAAAAAUAAUCAAAUCAGCUGAUCAGAAUCGUCUCAUGAAUGGUAUAUUGUCGCAUUUCAGGACUAAUCCAGUUACAAAAUUGAAAUAUUCGCAAAUGAUAAAAGUGCUGCAUCAGUUUCAAGUCCUAGCUCGAAAAGCUUUCAGCAAAAAGUAUCUUCUUUAUACUAACGUGGGGAUAUCCAUCAGCUUGUCGGGUGUUGGUGAUAUAAUUGAACAGCAUUACGAAAUCUACACCAAUACUCUCGAAUCCUGGGAUCGACAACGGACACACCAAAUGUCCGUCUCGGGAAUGACGGUUGGAAUAUUCUGCCACAACUGGUACAAUUUGAUGGAUCGUAAGUUUCCCGGUCGAACACUAAGGAUAGUGCUUAAGAAAGUUCUAAUAGACCAAGCUAUUGCUUCACCGAUAGUAAUUUUUCUAUUCUUCACAACUUUGGGAGUUUUACGAAGGUCAUCUGUAAGCGAAACAGUACAGGAAAUGAAAGAGAAAUUUUUCCGUCUUUACACGGCGGAAUGGGUUGUUUGGCCUCCAGCGCAGUUGUUCAAUUUUUAUGUUUUACCUACUAAAUAUCGUGUUCUCUAUGACAAUACCAUUUCACUUGGGUAUGAUGUUUACACAAGUUAUGUUAUAAAUGAAAAAAGCGAUCAUCGGAUAGACAAUAGCUGAUGCUUAUCUAAAAUUUAAUGCUCAACUGAGAAAGGGUCAAAAGCGUACAUAUUUGAAAACAAAAACAGUUUUUUCACUACCCUUUCACAAUCUUCAUAGAUAUCAAUCAACGUAGUCGGGCAUAGUUAAAAUGGAAAAUGACAUGAUAUCAAAAGACUGAAUUGUUAAAAAAGGUAUAUAAGUUCAUUGGAUUUUUGGAGACCUUUGCCAAUGGUAGCAUAGCGUAGCAAAAACGACCGCACUCAUCAUGGAUGGCUGAUACAGUGAAAUCUUUUUAUACGACAGUAUAGUUCACUGCACACCUGACCAUAUCCUUACGAUCGAAAAAGGGAAGGAAAUGUUAGUUGAUUACCUACUUAAGAAGAUAUGGGGAACCCACGCAAUCUACAUAGGUAUUACGGAUGUUCGAUUUUGUUAGUAGGGAAGGAAAAUGACAUGUAUGUUUGGAGUGAUUUUAUAUGUUCAACUAAAUGGAUAAUUAUAAUUAUUAUAAAUCGGAUUGAUAUCACCAGAUUUAUUCGGGUGAUGGCACCACCGACAGACUACUUUCUCCAAACGUGCCGCUUGGCUGGGUCACCAGUCACCACAGCAAUUAAAAACUUGAGAUGUAGUUGACGAAGAAGGCAUCGGUGAGGAGCCGGGUGACGAUUCUGACUGCAAAUCCGCAACAAAACCGAUGCUGACGUUUUCACUAAACUGACUGAUUUUCACUAUUUGGCACACUCGCACAAGAAAGCUUCACAGUUUUGAACAACUUAUUUCUUCAGUACAAAAACUCUAAACUUGCAGUAUCAAGAACUAUUUUUCAAUCAGUGAAAAAACGUGACACCUUAUGAAGACUGUCAAUGGUGUGCAUAAGCUGUUUUUUCGUUUUCAACGAUGGCCGCUUUUUGAAACUCUCAGUUGAACCUUAACAUACAGUUUAUAGGGAACAAUACAACACAAUUUAUUCAGAAUGACAGAUACUGCCUAUAAUCGCAAGUCAGUCCCAUGUGGAUAGGGAACCCCAUACAACAUGGGACUGACUUACGAUUAUGGGCAGGAUAGGUAAUAUAAAAUAUACUUGGAGGUUGUCAAUAGAGUAACUUAUACUACUUAGAUAAAAGAAAUAACUCGCAAAAAAUAAGCAAGAUAACUGAUGGCUAUUGACGUAUUUCGCAAAAAGUACCUUCUUCCAAUGUAUAACGAAAUUAUCGCUAACGUAGAUUCCUUGGCCAGAUGUAUAACUAUAGCUAACAGGUUUCCGUGUGAUUUAUAAUUUAAAGUUUCCGAAUAAAAUGAGAUCGAGUGAUAUAAAUCGUCAUACAUUUUAGGGUUUCGAAUUAUUUUUGUUUAACAAAGAUCCACCAUUUUCAUGACAGUGUUUAUUUUA